AUGGCGGCCGUAUACAAAUCCCUGUCCAAGGGCGGCAGUGAGAAGAACGAAUCGUCGACCAAUGGCGUCAAGAAAAACAAGCAGAGAGUGCUGAUCUUGUCCAGCCGAGGUGUCACCUACAGACACCGCCACCUCUUGAACGAUCUUGCCUCUCUGCUCCCUCACGGUCGAAAGGAUGCCAAGUUCGACUCGAAAUCCAGACUCGGCGAGCUCAACGAACUGGCAGAGCUCUACAACUGCAACAAUGUUUUGUUUUUCGAGGCGAGAAAGGGCAAAGAUUUAUAUGUAUGGAUGAGCAAGGUGCCCAAUGGCCCGACAGUUAAAUUCCACCUGCAAAACUUGCACACGAUGGAGGAAUUGCACUUCACUGGAAACUGCUUGAAGGGUUCAAGACCAAUCCUUUCAUUCGACGCCGCUUUCGAGACUCAGCCGCAUUUCCGCGUCAUGAAGGAGUUGUUCCUUCACACAUUUGGCGUCCCGCAAGGCGCGCGCAAGUCCAAGCCAUUUAUCGACCAUGUCAUGGGCUUCAGCAUUGCAGAUGGCAAGAUUUGGAUUCGAAACUACCAGAUCAGCGAGGUCGAGCAGACCAAAUUGAAGGACGGCGAGGAAGAACCCACCGUUGGCAAAUCCAACACGGACAUUAAUCUCGUCGAAAUCGGACCUAGAUUCGUUCUCACGCCCCUGGUGAUACAGGAGGGCUCGUUCGGUGGACCAAUUAUAUACGAGAACAGAGAAUUCGUCUCUCCCAACCAAAUCAGAGCUGACAUCCGGAGGGCAAAGGCCGCAAGGCACAACGGCAGGGUGGAGCAGGCAGUUGGGCGCGUGUCCAAGAAGGAUGAUCUGGGCCUCCUGUCCAACGGCAACCGACCUGCCAAGAACGAGCUGGAUAAGACAACACUGUUUGCAUAG
Molecule: messenger RNA, 909 nt
Organism: Trichoderma breve
Lineage: Eukaryota; Fungi; Ascomycota; Sordariomycetes; Hypocreales; Hypocreaceae
Product: brix domain-containing protein
Exons: 3
Coding region: 1-909 (302 amino acids)
Biological process (GO): rRNA processing; ribosomal large subunit assembly
Cellular component (GO): nucleolus
Molecular function (GO): rRNA binding
Source: RefSeq, a predicted model, not a curated record